GAGAGGUAAACUUUUGAACGCACGCGCACGCGUUUCGGACGACCGGAAAUAAAGAAUCAGCAAAAGUGUAGGGGACAAGAGUCGAUGUUUUCUCCUUUGUCUGUCGCAGAGUUUGCCAAAUCAUGUCGCAUCUUCUCAUCAUACUUGGAGUGAUGUUAAGCAUCGGGGUGAAUGUCAUCCACACAAAGAAUGCUGUUAAUGAGAAGGAGGAAGCUAAUAAGAUUGAGGAUAUCCUGCCCCACUAUGCUGAUGACCGCCAUCUUGAUUCUUUUGAUCAAACAUUGUUCCUUGGUGGACAGGCCAAAGCCAAGAUAUUUAGAAGUCUGUCAGAUGAAAAGAGAAAGGAAGUAUUCUCAGACGUUUUUAAAUUGGUGGACAAGAAUGGAGAUGAACAUAUCAGUAAAGAUGAGUUGACUGAAUGGCUUUACCAUGCCUUGCUCACAGUAGAUAAAGAAGAUGCGAUCAAUUCCAUGGAUCCAAUCGAUGAUAACAAAGAUAAGAUGGUUUCAUGGUUUGAGUAUCAUGAUUAUGUCUUUGGCUAUGCAAUGGGUGACGAUGUGGAGGAAAACCGGGAGGCCUAUACAAAGCAUAUCAAGCGUUCCAAGAGAGCGUUUGAUCUAGCAGACAGUGAUGGCGAUGGAUUCUUAACACCCAACGAGUUCCAUAUGUUUCACAAUCCAAGAUUAUUCAAACAAAUGGAGAAAGUUGUCAUUAUGGAUUCACUUGAAGAUUUUGAUACAAACAAAGAUGGUGGCAUUGAAGUUAAUGAGUUCAUCGGAGACUUUUUGUUAAAAGAAGAAGAGGAAGACCUACCGGAUUGGGUACUGGAGGAGAGAAGAGUGUUUGAGACGGAGCAUGAUCUGGAUGGGAACGGGAAACUGGAAGGAACUGAAAUAUUUGAAUUAGAAUCUCAAGAAAAAUCACUUCAAGAGCAGGCUGAAAGAGAGGUUGAUCAUUUGAUGAUAAUGGCUGAUACCGAUAAAGAUGAUCUAAUCAGUUUAGAAGAAGCUCUUCAGAGUGAAGCUCUUUUCAUGGGAAAUGACCAUCAUUUUCAUAAAAACCCAAACAUCGUCAUCCAACACAAUGAACUAUAACCUCAGAAAUAGAACAAAGUGCUUUAAAAAAUUGUUUAAUUAUACCAAUAGCACACAUCAUACCACGUAUACCAUGUGCCUUAUUGCUUAGAUAUGUAUUAUACCAAGGGGGAGGGAUCAUGUAAUGGGAAUGUUCGAUUGAAAAAAAAAAAUAAUGUGCAGGCAGUUGAGGAAUUGCUGAAUCAUUUUACAAAACAAGUGCAAGAAUACAAACAUAAUAAUCAAUCUUAUAAGAUGAUGCUUGCUAAAUUAUAAAAGCUGUUUCAUAAAUUAUGCACAACUUUGCACACAAAUAUAUGUAUGUCUGGUGACCUUUUCUUGCACCAAAUGAGACACCCUGAUUUUCUGUUUUAAGAUAACGGGAAAGAACUUUCUAUAAUUCUCAUCAGAUCUUGACAAAUAACAAUCUUUUUAUUCAAAUGCUUGAUCUUAACAAGAAUUUUAAUCUCAAAGUUCAGAUUUUGACUAUCUGAUUGGAAUUCAAAGUGUUGAGAUUCUGAUUUCAGUGCAAGAAUGGGUCACCAGAUGUGUGAAGUGACAGCUUGAACAAUAAUGUUAUUAAAUAAAACCUUGUGGAACACCUGGGGGGGCCAUUCAAAUGUAUUGCUGUACACACGCGUGGCCAAAUUAUUUCCAAACACCCAUUAAACAAGUUUUUCUCUGUGUGCAAAAUAACCCCCUAAACAAGUUUUUCGCGGGCUUUACACAUUUUGGCCCCUAAACAAGUUGUCGCCAGAAUAUGACCCGGGUAAAAAGCUUGGGGGAAAAACAUACCCUAAACACGUUUGGCUAGUCUGAAAAAAAAAAAAUUUGGAAAAAAAAAGUAACCUAAAUACGUUUGACCCUGCGAUUGACCGGUCUUUCAAAACUACCCCUUUUUUUGAAAAUCAGUGUUUUUGAUACCCUUAACUAGUGCACAUGCGGCCCGCGUCCAAAACUGAAAAAAAAAAACACCUUUAAACAUUUUUUUGGGGGUCAUGCGUGUGUACAGCAAUAUAUUUGACUGGCCCCCGGGGUUGAACACUCCAGGGUACUACUAAAAUAAUAAGUGCCCAUCUCUGAUUUUGAUUCCAUAUUUGUUUAUUAUUUGUUCAUGAAUUGGCUUAGCAUUUCAUUACAGCUUGUAACGAGAGAAAACCUGUCUCCAUGAAUGUCUGUAUGUUACUGUAAUAUUCAUCAAUGAUUAUAUGAUGCAUUCAAGAAGAUAAUUCUUAUAUAAUUAAAUCAUUUACAUGUACAGUUGUACUGAAAAGUAAGUGAACCCUACCACACAAUGCAUUCCUUCAUGCUGAGUGUUGAAUGUAGACAACAACACUACAAUGUUCGGCAAGUCCAGAGAAACAAACUUUAUUGAAUGUAAUAUUUGAUCACAUGACUUCACACCUAAC
Molecule: messenger RNA, 2482 nt
Organism: Lytechinus pictus (painted urchin)
Lineage: Eukaryota; Metazoa; Echinodermata; Echinoidea; Temnopleuroida; Toxopneustidae
Product: reticulocalbin-1-like
Exons: 8
Coding region: 123-1094 (323 amino acids)
Cellular component (GO): endoplasmic reticulum
Molecular function (GO): calcium ion binding
Source: RefSeq, a predicted model, not a curated record